GAAGACUCCCGCUAAUUUUUAUUGUUUUGGUGGGAAAAAAUGGUUUUCUAUAUUUAAGUGCAUGUUUAAGUGUUUCGAACUAUUAAAAUUUAAAAUUAAAUAUUUAACGCUUUUGAACAGUAUUUAAUACAACAUUCAAUACGGCGUUGGUACGUGCAUAUAAUGAGUAAUGCUAAUAUUUUAGCGGAGCUUAAACCUUGUGGCUAUAUUUUGGCAACAAGGCAGUAUAAGUACUUUGCAUUAAAAUGCAUCCAUUGUGAUAAAAAAUAUGGUCACUGGUCAACGUUUUUACAACAUUUGAAAGAAUUUCAUAAUGAAAUUGAAGAUGAGGCGCAUUGGCUUUUUGAAUGCACUGAAGAAACAUUGUCAUCGACCUGUGAACAAAGUGAGGAAUACCCUGUGGAGUGUCUGACCGAAGCCCUACCUGCAAACGAAAGGGAAGCUCCUACUAGCGCUUUUCUAAUGGAAGGAAAAAAUGAUUGUGUCGAUAAUGAUUUCGGAAAUUUGUUUUCCGACAAUAAAAUGGACGAAGACUCCUUAGCGGAAGAGGCCGAAAAUGUGCUCUCAAAUAGAGAGGACUCGCCAUCCCCAACUAAUCGGUUUUUAAACGAAACCUUUGAAGAUUCGCAUGACCAAUUAAGUAAUUGUGUUACAGCUGAAAAAAUUAAAAAUGUUACAGUUAAUUUAAAUAUUGAUAAUGAAGUCACCGUACAGCUUAUAACAAUAUAUAGAAAAUUUCCAUCAUUGUGGAUUUUGGAUAAAAAUGCAUCCAAUAAGAAAAAUGUAAAAUUUAAAGAGAGGCAAGAAAUGUUAAAAUCGCUUGCAACACAUAACGUACAUAUAUCUAUGGAUGAUUUAGAAGAGUGUCUGACACAACUUCAUUUACAAUAUUGUGAUAUAUCGAGAAGGUUAGAAGAAGGAAUAGAGAUUUCAGAUAUUGAAGAGAAAUAUUUCGAAAUGUGUGCAUUUUUGAAACCAAUAAAUAAACCACAUCUUGUUAUAACUGAAGAUGAAAGUGAGAAGUCUGAAACUUUGGAUGGAGAAGGUGAUAAGUUUAUAGGCGAUAAUGAUUUUAACGAAGGCUCACAAAGUGGAUAUGGCUCCUCCGAUGGCGAAGCAUUUCAAAGUAAAUUGAUUGAAACGGUAAGUAUUCAAACACUUGUUAGGUUUUCGAUACGUAAUAAAAUCACCUCUGAUUUUAUAAAAGGUCUCCGAGAACAGUCCUGUCUAUGGGAUUCGAAAGACCCUGCUUAUAAUGACCCAAAAGAGCGUUUACAAGCAAUAAAUAAGUUGAAAGAUUAUUUUCUUUCUAACUACAGUAUACCCCUUACGGAGGCAAAAAUUACAACCGAAAUAAGACGUUUGUACAGCUUUUAUAAAAGAUGUGUGGUUACGCGGAACACCUUGAAUGCUAAUCGUCAAUAUUAUUAUGACAGCUGCGCAUUUUUGGCAGGUGCAGAAUUGGAUGAUGUACUCCUAAAACGCACUUACACAUAUCGUAAAAUUUCGUUUCAAACAGUCGAUGAUUUUACGCUGGGCUUCAUUGAUUUCUGCGCUAUGCAUCCUGUACUAUGGGACAAAAGCGAUCCCAAUUAUUCCGUAUUAAAUGUACGUCGACAGGCUUACGAAGAAAUUGCAAAAAAUUUACAACAAAUUUACAAUGUUGAAUUGAAUAAUGAUGAGAUUUAUUAUGCAAUUUCUCGGCUUAAGCAUCAUUAUUAUACGUUGCAACGCAAGAAUUUACUAAACGGUUCCCUUAACAACAUGGAGCAGGAGUUUUUAGAGCGCUGUAGCUUUUUACCAACUUCAAAUAACAAUCUGCAGUGUCUGAUUUGUGAACGAAUAUUGCGCAGUUAUUCCACCUUACAAACACAUAUGCUAAAAGAGCACAAUAUUGGUGAACUGCCACAUAAAUGUGAACAUUGCGAACAACGCUUCGAACGAAGAGCUCUGAAAGUUGAACAUGAAGUCCGCGCUCAUACCAAGCAAUUUGAAUGGUUUUGCGCAUAUUGUUCCAAAGGGUUUGCCACGCGUCGUGAUAUGGAAAUACACACAUUGGUUCAUACGGGAGAGCAUACAUGCGUUUGCGAACAUUGCGGUAAAGGUUUUCGCCUGAAACAUCAAAUGACCGAGCAUGUGAAGAUCAUGCACGAACGUUUGAAACGCUUCAAGUGCACCAUGUGUCCAAAGGACUUCUUUCGAAAACGUCAACUUGACGAUCAUGUACGUGCACAUCUGAAUAUACGGGAUAAAAUUUGUAAUAUUUGUGGCAAAGGAUUUACCAGCAUACAUGGACUUUUCCGACACAAACAAUUACAUUCGGACGUAAAGAAAUAUGAAUGCAAUAUUUGUGGUAAGCGUUUUCAUCGUAUUUCUGCUUUGAAUUCACAUAAAAAACUGACGCAUAAAAAAGCUAAACAACAAGAGAGUUUUUUAAAUAUUAUAAGUGAAGAAGAAGAGGAUGAUAGCGACGCUAAUGAAAUUUCUCUUUGAUACGCUUAAACUUUUCAACAACAUUCUAUAUGUAUAAAACGUAAACAUACUGACGUUCUACAUUACGUUUCCAUAUAGAAUUAAUAUCAACGUUAUAAACUUUACUGACGGAGGCUGUCAUAGUUAAAUGGUUUACGAGUGUGUUCUGGAUACAUCUCUCGCAUAUUUGUAGACAUACCUUUUUGUGCGUUAUGCCACCUCCCUUUCCCAUCAUCGACGAUUUCUAAACUACUUUAUUUAUAUAUAUAUUAAUAAGUAUAUAUUUGAGUUUCCAAAUGACUGCACUGUUGACCGGACAUCCAGUUGAAACUAGUAUAUAUCUAUAUUAUUUAUAAUUAUAUUUUAGUAAUAAAUCAAUAAUAAUUUGAUAAAUCUAAACGUAGUGCUAAUAUUAAA
Messenger RNA from Bactrocera tryoni, 2889 nucleotides. RefSeq lists its product as uncharacterized. The transcript has 6 exons. Gene Ontology annotation, cellular component: nucleus. Gene Ontology annotation, molecular function: DNA-binding transcription factor activity, RNA polymerase II-specific; sequence-specific DNA binding. Gene Ontology annotation, biological process: regulation of transcription by RNA polymerase II. The record is from RefSeq and is a predicted model, not a curated record. Lineage: Eukaryota; Metazoa; Arthropoda; Insecta; Diptera; Tephritidae. Bases 163 to 2493 code for a protein of 776 amino acids.